Messenger RNA from Amblyraja radiata (thorny skate), 2486 nucleotides. RefSeq names its product LIM domain-binding protein 2. The record is from RefSeq and is a predicted model, not a curated record. The transcript is spliced from 13 exons. The coding region runs from base 405 to 1709 and encodes 434 amino acids. Lineage: Eukaryota; Metazoa; Chordata; Chondrichthyes; Rajiformes; Rajidae.
UGCUUUUAUUCUGCACAUUAACCUUUGCUCGUGUCUGCAGAGGGAGCGCGCUUGCCCUGGAUGUUCCUUCUUCAGUUUUUCCUUUGCACGGGCGCGCCCCCGGCCGCUUUGUCAUUGAACCGAUCCCCAGCCGCCAGGUGAUCAAUCCAAGGCCGUCAUUGAGGGAGAAGGAGUCGAGAUAAGCAGCAGCGGCCGAUCCCGUUCGACCCCCGCCCUGCAUUCGCUGGGAAUGAUGCUGGCUGGGUGAAAGGUUUCCUGCAGAGCAGAGGAGAGGACAGGAGAGGGGAAUUCACUGCAACUUGAAAGAAGAGGAGGCUGCUAUCCUCUGAUACCUUCUGAACUGCGCUGUGUCUCAGUAAAUUCUACCUACCAUCCCUGUUCUGUAUCAUUACAACUCCAGAAACAUGCUGGAUCGAGAUAUGGAAUCCACAUACCCUUCAUCCUUAAGUGAGCCAGAUAUGGGGAGACACACGCCAUACGUGGUACAGCCAGACUAUCGGAUAUAUGAGCUGAACAAACGGCUGCAGACUCGCACAGAGGACAGUGACAAUCUGUGGUGGGACGCAUUUGCGACUGAGUUUUUUGAAGACGAUGCAACGCUAACACUUUCAUUCUGUUUGGAAGACGGACCAAAGAGAUACACUAUCGGAAGAACACUUAUUCCUCGAUAUUUCAGUACAAUCUUUGAAGGAGGAGUAACAGACCUUUACUAUGUUCUUAAACACUCGAAGGAGUCUUACCACAAUUCAUCCAUCACACUGGACUGUGACCAGUGUAGCAUGGUCACCCAGCACGGCAAACCCUUGUUUACAAAGGUUUGUACUGAAGGGAGGUUGAUUCUGGAGUUUACAUUCGAUGACCUGAUGAGAAUAAAGAUGUGGCACUUUACCAUCCGGCACUACAGAGAGUUAAUCCCACGCAGCAUUCUUGCCAUGCAUGCACAAGAUCCUCAGGUGCUGGAACAAUUGUCCAAAAACAUCACUCGUAUGGGGCUAACAAACUUCACCCUCAACUACCUCAGGCAGCAUUACUGCAGCCAAAAGGUUUCCCAAUGGGAAUUCCCCUCUCUGAGGUGUUUGGAAAAAGAAGCAGAGGAUCUACAGAGGGAUCCCAGGCAGUUGUGUGUUAUACUGGAGCCAAUGCAAGAACUGAUGUCCAGACACAAAACAUACAAUAUCAGCCCAAGGGACUGCCUGAAAACAUGUUUAUUCCAGAAAUGGCAGCGAAUGGUGGCGCCUCCAGGUCGAACCUCACAAUCAGCUGUUAUACCCUUUCUCAUACGUCACACUGCCUCAACCCCACAACCUCGCUCAGCCCGUCCAGCGCACAAUGAACCAACCAGACAACAGACGAACAAGCGGAGAAAGAGGAAGAACUCAGCGAGCAGCACCUCAAACAGCAGUGCAGGAAACGUCAACAGCUUGAACAGCAAGAAGAAGGGGCCUGUGGCAAAUUUCAGUCUCUCCAGUCAGGUACCUGAUGUUAUGGUCGUGGGUGAACCGACACUGAUGGGCGGAGAGUUCGGAGAUGAGGAUGAGCGACUGAUCACUCGAUUAGAAAACACGCAGUAUGAUGCAGCAAAUGGCAUUGAUGAUGAGGAAGAUUUUAAUAACUCUCCUGCACUGGGAAGUAACAGCCCUUGGAACAGCAAAGCGCAAUCUAGUCAGGAGAGUAAAUCAGAAAAUCCCACACCACAGGCCUCUCAAUAAACAGGACCAUAUCAGUUUUUAUUACAACAUUUUGUGCUUUCCCCUUCUUCUUUAUCAAGGCUGAAACCCAAAAUUUAUUGUUUAAAAAUGUCUACCUUCAGCUGUAUUGAAAUAUUAAAUCCCCUAAUUUGAUUUAGUGAGUUCAUAUUCAAAGCUUUAAAAAACAUUGAACUGGUAUUAUAAACCAUGCAACCCAUUAUAUUUUGUGGGCAUUUGAGUAUGACAAGUUUGUGGUUUCUUUUGAAUUGUUCCUGAGUUUGAACUGUUACUAUCAAGGGACUCUGAUAGUGAUGAUCAUUUAUAUUCAGAUUUUGCAGGAACCCAUGCUGGUCUAAUUUUUGCUUGUGUAUUUAUGUAAGCUUUUUAUAAGGGGACAAAAAGAUAAUUUUGAGCAGACACGAUUUAAUUCACAUAAAUGUUCAGCACAAAAUGUGAAACUUAGAAAUAAGUCUUUGUGUCAUUAUACGGAUGUAUUUUAUGUAUGCUUUGCCAUUAAUUAAGUGUGCCAAUAAACAAUGGUAACAUGAAUGCUUUUGUCUUACAGUGGUUAAUCACUGUUCUCAAAAAUUUCAUUAAAUCCAGUUCCAUAUUUUUGCUGAAAAUUGUAAUAUAAUUAAUUAACAGUACUUCUGUUUCUGUCUGAAGAAGAUUCCUGACCUAAUGACAAUCUGAACAUAACGCAUCUGAAUUCUUGGAAUCUAACUCGUCAAGCAGAAGCCAAAAGAAAAUCACAAAUGUUAACUUAAGGAAGCAUAAAUGAUAUAUGUUUUCAAUGAA